Messenger RNA from Condylura cristata (star-nosed mole), 5214 nucleotides. It is a transcript of the gene SPEF2, whose product is annotated as sperm flagellar 2. Gene Ontology annotation, molecular function: protein binding. Bases 1 to 5214 code for a protein of 1737 amino acids. Gene Ontology annotation, biological process: sperm axoneme assembly. The transcript is spliced from 34 exons. Lineage: Eukaryota; Metazoa; Chordata; Mammalia; Eulipotyphla; Talpidae. Gene Ontology annotation, cellular component: sperm midpiece; manchette. The record is from RefSeq and is a predicted model, not a curated record.
AUGUCGGAGAUCCUGUGCCAGUGGCUCAACCAGGAGGUGAAGGUGUCCCAGACCGUGAGUCCCAAGUCAUUUGCAAAGGCAUUUUCUAGUGGCUAUCUCAUUGGAGAAGUUCUGCACAAGUUUGAACUUCAGGAUGAUUUUUCAGAAUUUUCGGAAAACAGGAACCCCAGUGCCAAACGUAGUAAUUUUUCUCGCUUGGAACCAACACUUCACCUUCUUGGUGUGCAGUUUGAUCAGAAUGUAGCCCAAAAUAUCAUCACGGAAAAGCCUGGGGCAGCAACAAAGCUUUUAUAUCAACUAUACAUCACUCUGCAGAAGAAGAAGAAGAAGGGUGGGCCGAUGGGAGUGGAAGCGCAAAUCACGCAACCGGUCACCGCUGUAAAGCUGCAAAAUUUGAAGAGUGAGGCUUUUCGAGAUCAACGCUUGAGCCGAAGACGACAGAAUGAGAUCAUGGCCAAAAUCCAAGCCGCUAUUAUUCAGAUUCCCAAACCUGCAUCGAAUCGUACCAUGAAGGCACUUGAGGUCCAAAAAAUGAUGAAAAAGAAAAGAGAGGCAGAGGAUGUGGCCAAUGAGAUUAAGAAGUUUGAAGCAUUAAUAAAAAAGGAUCUUCAGGCAAAAGAAAGUGCAUCCAAGACGGCUUUAGACACAACAGGUCAGACAACUACUGAUUUGUUAAACACUUACUCGGAUGAUGAAUAUAUUAAAAAAAUCCAAAAACGCCUAGAAGAAGAUGCUAUUGCACGAGAACAAAGGGAGAAAAGACGGAGGAGACUAUUAAUGGAUCAACUAAUAGCUCAUGAAGCACAAGAGGAGGCCUAUCGGGAGGAACAGCUGAUUAACCGCCUGAUGCGGCAGUCCCAGCAGGAGCGCAGGAUCGCGGUGCAGCUCAUGCACGUGCGGCAUGAGAAGGAAGUUUUAUGGCAAAACAGAAUUUUCAGAGAAAAACAAUAUGAAGAAAGACGACUGAAAGAUUUCCAGGAUGCUCUUGAUCGAGAGGCGGCUUUGGCAAAACAAGCCAAGAUUGAUUUUGAAGAACAAGCACUCAGAGAAAAGGAAGUUCAUGAACAGAUUGCUGUGGAAAGAGCUCAAGCCCGUUACGAAAAGCAUUAUUCAAUAUGUGCAGAAAUUUUGGAUCAAAUACUUGAUUUGUCUACUAAAAUAGCAGACUAUCGAAUGUUGACAAAUAAUCUGAUUCCAUAUAAGUUGAUGCAUGACUGGAAGGAACUGUUUUUUAAUGGAAAGCCCAUAUAUGAACAAGCCUCUAUUAAGCAUCUCCCAGCCAAGCCCUCAGCAGAACAACUGACAGAACUGGAGAAAAGGGACUUGCUAGACAGCAAUGACUACAAAGAAUAUAAGAACAUGGUUGGAGAGUGGGCCUUACCAGAAGAGAUGAUUGAUAAUUUACCACCCUCCAACAAUUCCAUAUUGGGCCAUGUGAUUCACAGACUAAUCGAAAAAUCUCUUCCUCCUCAAGUUGAAUCAACAGAGCUUGAAUUACCAUCAUUUGGUAUUACAGGGUGCUUAUUAGGGAAAACAUUCAGUGGAAAAACUACUGUACUGAAGUCUUUGCAAAAAGACUUUCCUAUUCAGAUACUCACUAUUGACACACUUGUCCAAGAAGCUAUCCAAGCCUUUCACAACAAUGAAAGAGAUAGUGUGAACCAGCCUGUUGAGAAAGAAACAGAAGCAAACUCUCUGCGUGUUCUGGAAGAGACUGAUGAAAGCCAGGCAAGUGUGAUUGAAUUUUCUAUAUCUGAUGUAGUAGAGUUGAUGGAAUGGAAUCAAAGAAGUCUUCUAGAUCAGAAGUUGCUCACUCUGCGUGCUCAGCUUGGUGCAAAAUCAGAAAAAUUGCUGAAGAAAGGAAAGAGCAUCCCUGAUACAUUGCUAAUUAGCAUCAUGGUAAAUGCUAUCAAAAAUAUACCUGUGGAUCAAGGCUGGAUCCUGGAUGGCUUCCCUAUGACCCUGAACCAAGCCAAGCUCCUAGAGGAAGUUCUCACAGGCUACAACAGAAGCCUCCUAGAACUGGAAGGCUCGAAAGCACAAACACCCACCUUGGCCAUUGACACUACAGUUUCCAAAGAAGUUCCUGUUCCUCCUUCUGCAUUUGAUUUUGUUGCAUUAUUAGAUAUUUCAGAUAACUCCUCACUGAAUCGCAUGAGUGACAUCAUGGCUGAAACAUUUUUAAAUGAGACUGCUCAUGAAGAUAUCUAUCAACGUGUAGCUGCUGAAAGUGAAAAUACAGAUGAAGAUGAGAAUUUAAGAGCCCAAAUACAGCAUAGAAUUAUAGGCUUCUUGGACAACUGGCCUUCAUUAGAGAAAUGGUUCUCAGAGCCAGAAAAUAUUUUGAUAAAAAUCAAUGCUGAAGUAGAUAAAGAGUCUUUAUACCAAAAAGUAAAAGAAAUGUUUAUGACUGAAACAGUGAAAAAAGUGAAUAGAGUUAAAAAGAAAUUAGAAGAAAAGGAAGCUGAGCUGAAAGUUGUCCAGGCUGAGGCUCCACCUGCUCCUUCUGCUCCUUCUGAACCAGAAAAAGAGAAGGAAAUCCCUCCUCAGCCUCCACAAACAAAGACUCCUGCUCUGAAGGAAAAACCAUCAGAAUCCCCACUUGCUAAACAAGAAUCUUCUCAGGAAGGAAAAGGGAAGAAAGUUGACACUUCACUCAAAAGAAAAGGUUCUCCUAAAGGAAAAUUGUCAGGAGGGAAGGCAGCAGUAAAGAAAUCACCUGGGGACUCUUCAGAAACCUCACCUAUUCCAAUAGCCGCACCUCCACCUAAGCCAGGAUCAGAAGAAUGGGUCUUUGUGAAUGAGCCAAUUCCUGAGGAAAUACCUUCUUAUUUAGUAUCUUAUUGGGAUUUAAUUGAAAAUUCUUACAUAAACACCAUCAAAAGAGCACUCAGGCAUCUGAGAGAAGACCAACAUACUGUGGUCACUCACCUGUAUGAGGCCAGAACAAGUUUCGAACAGUUUCUGAGGCGUCCUGAUCACAAGCAAGAUUUUGUGUCGCAGUGGCAGGCAGAUUUCAACUCUCUUCCUGAUGACCUGUGGGAUGAUGAGGAAACAAAGGCUGAGCUACAUCAAAGAGUGAACGAUUUACGAGACCGCCUUUGGGACAUCUGUGAUGCCCGGAAGGAAGAGGCAGAGCAAGAGCGUCUGGACAUCAUUAAUGAGAGCUGGUUACAGGACUUGAUCGGAAUAACAAUGAACCAUUUCUUCACACUGAUGCAGGCGGAGCUGAACCGUUUCCAAGAUACAAAGGUACUCCUUCAAGAUUAUUAUAGGGGGAUGGAAUGCAAAAUCCCAGCAGAUAAUAAUAAGAAAUUUGCUCGAGUUCCAUUGGUCCAAGUGAAUAAUAAAGACACUAUGGAAAACCAGCUGAGAAUUCCUUUAGUUCCUCGAAUAUCCAUUUCUCCGGAUACAGCUAUAUCUAAACCAAAAACAAAAACCAUACUGAAGGGCAAGAUUGACCACUCACUAGAAAACGUGGAGUUAAACCUUGAGGCAGAUGAGAAGCUGAUAGUGGACACCUGGCAACAGACUUCUUCACUGGUGUCUCAGAUGGUUACUGCUGAAAUUCAGCAGAGGGCCUUGGAAGAAGAAAAAGAAAACCAGCCAGUGGACACAAAAGAAAAAUCUCUUCCAGCGGGUGCUAAUAAAAAAGGCAAAAAGGAACCACCCAAGAAAAACAAGGAAGACAAAAAAGCCAAAGGUAAAUCACCACCUACAGCUGAAUCCUCUCCUGUAACAAUAACUGCAGAGGAAAUUGCCGAAAUGGAAAGGAAAGCUGCACUGAAGUUAAAAAUAAAGGAAGAACAUCUUGCUGCCCUGCAAUUUGAAGAGACAGCCACAUUGUUCCGCCUUGAACUGAUAAAAACUAAAGCAUUGACUUUUCUUGAAGAUUUAGUAACGAAGGUGGUAGAUGUAUACAAACUCAUGGAAAAGUGGCUUGGUGAGAGGUACUUAAGUGAAAUGGCCAGUGUGGAAAAAUUAACAGAUGUAGCUCGCUAUCACAUUGAAACAGCUAAAAGAAUCCAGAAUGAGCUGUACUUAAACCAAGAAGAAUUCUUCAUUAAUGGUGAUGUAAAGGUCUUUCCAGAUCCCCCUCCUCCAGUACGCCCUCCACCUGUAGAAAAGGAAGAAAAUGGCACUCUGACCAUCGAACAGCUUGACAGCCUUCGAGAGAAGUUUUUAGAAAUAGCACCUAAAGGUACAAUAGGAAGUAGGACAUUUACUGACAUUCUGCUGGAUUUGGUGACCCUGAACCUUGGAACAAACAAUCUUCCCAGUAGUUGGAUGCACCUCACUCAGCCCGAAUUGCAGGAAUUAACAUCUUUGUUAGUAGUAAAUCUGGAGUUGGUGGACUGGCGGAAGUUCCUCUUAGUAGCUGCAAUGCCUUGGCCUCUGCCUCUGGAGGAAGAGCUCCUCAAGACUCUGCAGAAGUUCAAGGCUAUGGAUAGGAGUAUGUCAGGCACCGUCACUCUGGAGCAGUAUAUACAGGCUGGCCUGUGGUUUACAGGAGAUGAAAACAUGAAAGUUCCAGAAAGUCCUUCUGAGCCCUUGCCAUUCAAUAGGCAGGAACAUCUUAUAAAGUUUUUCUUUAGGCUAUUUGCUGACCACGACCGGGACCCUCCCCGGCUAGACUACACCCGGAUGCUACUUUAUUUUGCUUGCCACCCGGACACUGUGGAAGGGGUGUACAGGGCUCUCAGCGUGGCCAUCGGCACUCAUGUCUUCCAGCCAGUGAAGACUUCUAUUAGUGUCAUAGAAAAGCCCUCCUUUACUGAGAUGUAUGUCAUUGAGGAAUAUCCUGAGCUGGAAGAAAAUGCCAUAAGUGAGAAAAGGGAAACAAAAGAAGAAAGUGAAGAAAAGGAAGAAGAAACUCCUGAAAAUGCCAACACAGAGAAGAUUUCCAUAGAAACGCUACUCAAAGUGUUCCGAGGAGGAAAUGAAGUGCAGGACUCUGGUAGAUUCGCCAGGCACCUGAUGACAGAGAACACUUACUUAGAGAACUUCAUAAAAGUAUUUCAGGACUUGGGUGCCAAGGAGCUAGAGCCUAUUGAAGUUGCUGUUCUGUUGAAGCAUCCUUUUAUUCAAGACCUGAUUUUAAAUUAUCCAGACUACAAAAUUCCUGAUAUUAAACUAAUUCUGCAAAGAAGUGAGCAUGUACAAGGCAGUGACGGAGAAAGAUCUCCUUCAAGACUCACAGAGGAAAAGAAAUGA